UCUUGAAUCUCCCUCUCACUUUCUCCAUUGCCAUUAUCUUUAGUCAAGUAUAGACAGAGGCGGAGCUACAAUAUUAGUUACGGGUUCGGUGCUGUAAUGGGGUCACCACAAGGCCUAGAGGAUGAAAAUGGUAGCAGCAGCAGCAUGCGCACGGCUGAGACAAUGCUGCGCUUACUGCCCAUGGCACUGUGUGUAGUGGCUCUUGUAAUCAUGCUCAAGAACUCCCAAACCAAUGACUUUGGUUCCCUUUCUUACUCUGACCUUGGAACCUUCAGGUACCUUGUACAUGCAAAUGGAAUUUGUGCAGCUUAUUCCCUUUUAUCAGCUAUAGUAUCAGCUGUUCCUCGUCCUACAACUAUGCCUAAAGCCUGGACGUUCUUCCUCCUUGAUCAGAUCUUGACGUAUGUAAUAUUAGCUGCUGGAGCUGCAUCAACAGAGGUGGUAUAUUUGGCGUAUAAAGGCGACACGGCUGUUACAUGGAGUGAAACAUGCGGUUUAUUCGGAGGUUUCUGCAGAAAGGCAACAGAAUCUGUGGCCAUUACAUUCAUUGUAGGCCUUUGUUAUGUAGGGAUUUCUCUGCUUUCCUCUUACAGACUUUUCAGCAAAUAUGAUGCACCAAUUGGGGACUAUAAGAACAAGGGAGGAAUUGAAAUGGCUACUUAUUGAGAUGAAUAUUGGAUUGUCUAUGUAUCAAGAUAUCCAUUGUAUUGAUAGCUAAAUGAGUACUGUCUCUAAUUUUUGGCUGCACUGUCCCAUGUAUACUGCAGAAUGAAAUAAAUAUUGACCUAAACGAGUUGCUUCACUU
Molecule: messenger RNA, 805 nt
Organism: Nicotiana tabacum (common tobacco)
Lineage: Eukaryota; Viridiplantae; Streptophyta; Magnoliopsida; Solanales; Solanaceae
Product: CASP-like protein 2A1
Source: RefSeq, a predicted model, not a curated record